AUGUUAGAUUCUUGUGGUAACACCAAAGAAAUACUCUGUCUAGUCAAGGGUCAUAUUCAACAACUCCGUACCACGUUUCACCGAGCUAGUCUUGGUGAAACUGAAAAGAAACUCUCGGAAUAUUGUUUCCAAAGAAAAGAGUUGAGGAAACAAAUGUUAAAGAGGCUAAAGUCACUAAAACAAGCGAAAAAUACGAGCGCCGGUGGUGAAGUUCAAGAUAUCCCGGUAGAUGAUAACCUAAUUGUUGUGGCUAAUGUGUUGAAAGAAGUUAGAGAAACCCUUGUUAUAUUGUUGGAGUCAAUUAUGUUGCUUAUGUCUAUGCCUAACCCUAACCCUAAAACAGAAAAAAAGAUGAUGAUCAAAUGCAAUGGGAUUUUCACGGUGAAGGCGAAGUUUACGAGGCUGAAUAGCUUGAGUCCAUGGGAGGAUUGUGAUACUCAAGCGCUUCAAAGUGCUACAGAGAGACUGGAGGCUGUUGAAAGUGCCAUGGAAGAUCUUGAGGUUGAAUUAGGGUGUAUUUUUAAGAGGUUGAUGAGAACCAGGGUUUUGUUGCUCAAUAUUCUCACAAAUUAG
Messenger RNA from Helianthus annuus (common sunflower), 573 nucleotides. RefSeq lists its product as uncharacterized. Lineage: Eukaryota; Viridiplantae; Streptophyta; Magnoliopsida; Asterales; Asteraceae. Bases 1 to 573 code for a protein of 190 amino acids. The transcript has a single exon. The record is from RefSeq and is a predicted model, not a curated record. Gene Ontology annotation, biological process: root development; shoot system development.